Molecule: messenger RNA, 1298 nt
Organism: Eutrema salsugineum
Lineage: Eukaryota; Viridiplantae; Streptophyta; Magnoliopsida; Brassicales; Brassicaceae
Product: probable aquaporin PIP2-6
Exons: 4
Coding region: 120-992 (290 amino acids)
Biological process (GO): transmembrane transport
Cellular component (GO): plasma membrane
Molecular function (GO): water channel activity
Source: RefSeq, a predicted model, not a curated record
CUCACCAUCUAUACACAUCAGCCACAUCCCUUCUCUCUAUCUCUCUUUCUCUCGCUCUUCUCUCUUUCUCUCUCCGACUCUGUGGCUAAUUAAGUAUCUAUACACAUAAGAAAGAAACAAUGACGACGGAGGAGUUGACGGAGGAAGACUCGUUCUCCGGCAGCAAGGACUAUCAAGAUCCACCGCGUGUGAAGAUUUUCGAGGCGAGGGAGCUUGGGAAGUGGUCUUUCUACAGAGCAGUCAUCGCUGAGUUCAUAGCUACUCUCCUCUUUCUAUACGUCACCGUUUUGACAGUCAUCGGCUUCAAGAGCCAGACCGAUAUCAACUCCGGCGGCGGAGCUUGCGCUAGCGUCGGCCUCCUCGGCAUUUCUUGGGCCUUUGGUGGCAUGAUCUUCAUCCUCGUCUACUGCACUGCCGGCAUCUCUGGUGGACACAUUAACCCGGCCGUGACGUUUGGGCUAUUUCUGGCUAGCAAGGUGUCAUUGGUGAGAGCUAUAUCAUACAUGGUGGCUCAGUGUCUUGGAGCCACUUGCGGAGUUGGUUUGGUGAAAAUCUUCCAGUCGACUUAUUACAAUCGCUAUGGUGGUGGAGCCAAUGUCCUCGCCGACGGAUACAAUGUUGGUGUCGGUGUUGGUGCUGAGAUUAUCGGCACUUUUGUCCUCGUUUACACCGUCUUCUCUGCUACCGAUCCCAAACGGAAUGCCCGUGACUCUCACAUUCCUGUACUAGCUCCAUUGCCAAUUGGAUUUUCCGUGUUCAUGGUUCAUUUAGCCACAAUCCCAAUUACUGGCACCGGAAUUAACCCGGCUAGGAGUUUUGGAGCUGCCGUUGUCUACAACAAUCAAAAGGCUUGGGAUGAUCAAUGGAUCUUCUGGGUCGGUCCAUUUGUGGGAGCAGCCAUUGCAGCUUUCUACCAUCAGUUUGUGUUGAGAGCUGGUGCUAUGAAGGCUUAUGGGUCAGUCAGGAGCCAGCUUCACGAGCUUCACGCUUAAUUAGAGUUUGAUUUUUCAUACUACCGAUGAGGUGAAGAAAUUCUUUGUAAGGAAAGGAGGAGAAAAGAGAACCAAAUAAUAAUAAAAAGAAAAAUUAUUAAAGAUGGUCGGUGAGUGACAUUUUGUGUCUUAUUUGUGGCUUUGAGGGGAAGUUUGAGUGUGACUUAUGAACCAAUUUGUAACAUACAAGCCUGUCGAAUGUAUGUUUUUAUUUAAUGUAUAUGUUAUUUAUAUUUUCUACUUAUCAAUGCUUCUACAUAUGUAUUUGAUGUAUCAUAAUUAUAAAUUAUCUCCUUAUUUAAAGUU